GGCGGCUCUCAGAGGGGUCGGCUGCGAAUAAAUGGAAGGGACCCACAAGCGGCGCGAUGCUGCGCAUUUCCGCGGGCUCGGACCAGCCGGGGUAGCCGUUCGGGUCCCGUUUCCUUCUUUUCGAUCUUGUACUCCGCUGCUGACGACGGAAGGGGCGGCCCAGCUUCCCGUCUGCGCCACCUUGGGCUCGCCUCCCCGUCUGUCCGGGCCUCCGGACUAGAGGCAGGUGACCCCGCCGUGUGCCCUCCGUGUUCCCGACACGGUCCCACAAUGGAGUUCCCGGAUUUGGGGAAGCAUUGUUCCGAAAAAGCUUGCAAGCAGCUAGAUUUUCUUCCAUUAAAAUGUGACAUGUGUGAGCAAGAUUUCUGUAAGGAUCAUUUUGCCUACGGUGCGCAUAAAUGUCCGUUUGCAUUCAAGAAGGAUGUCCAGGUCCCAGUGUGCCCGCUUUGUGACCGCCCCAUCCCAGUGAGGAAGGGGGAGGCACCGGACGUCGUGGUUGGCGAGCACAUGGAUAGAAACUGUCGACUCCGCGCUGGGAGGGAAGAGAAGAUUUUUACGUACCGGUGCUCCAAAGAAGGAUGUAAGAAGAAAGAGAUGUUGCCAGUGGCUUGUGACCAGUGCCGUGGCAACUUCUGCAUUAAGCACAGACACCCCCUGGAUCACAGCUGCGUGUGCGGGAGCAGCCCGGUCAGCGUCGCCGGGCGUUCAGCUGCGAGAGCCUCUGAAUCCAAACCGUCGGGCGCUUGGAACACACUGGCUUCCCGCUGGCUGGCCCAGCGGCUCAGGUCAAAAGCAAAGCGAUGACAUGCCUGUGUCCAUUGAAGCUGGCGCAUUAGUUUACUGUCUAUUUUUGUACAUUCUGUUAAUUUUGUGGGUGACUGCGGUGCCCCAGCGCUUUCACGCUUCUCACGGCAAAGCUCAAGCUCUGAACUCUUCCAGUGAAGUGUGCAAACCCUUCCGCAAGCGAAGCGGUGGGAGGCGCGCGCGCUCUAAAGCGGGUUAAGCGGCUCUGACAUCCUCCCCUUGCUCCAAAUACUAUAGAAUGAAGCGGCUCGAGGGGCCGAGGG
Messenger RNA from Pteronotus mesoamericanus, 1067 nucleotides. It is a transcript of the gene ZFAND2A, whose product is annotated as zinc finger AN1-type containing 2A. The transcript has 7 exons. Gene Ontology annotation, cellular component: endoplasmic reticulum; cytoplasm. The record is from RefSeq and is a predicted model, not a curated record. Gene Ontology annotation, molecular function: zinc ion binding. Bases 271 to 804 code for a protein of 177 amino acids. Lineage: Eukaryota; Metazoa; Chordata; Mammalia; Chiroptera; Mormoopidae. Gene Ontology annotation, biological process: proteasome-mediated ubiquitin-dependent protein catabolic process; protein targeting to ER.